CGCGGAAGUGUUACCGGAUGGUGGGGGGCAUCCUGGUGGAGCGCACGGUCAAGGAGGUGCUGCCCGCGCUGGAGAGCAACAAGGAGCAGAUCAGCAAAAUCAUCGCGACGCUGAACCAGCAGCUGCAGGCCAAGGGCCGGGAGCUGAACGAGUUCCGGGAGCAGCACCAGAUCCGCCUGGUGGGCGAGGAUGAGCCCCGGCAGCCGCCCGGCGAUGGGGCCGGGGGGGCCGCGGCCAAGGGAGGCUCUGCCGGGGUCCUGGUCUCGUAGCGCCGGGUCCC
Molecule: messenger RNA, 280 nt
Organism: Pezoporus occidentalis (night parrot)
Lineage: Eukaryota; Metazoa; Chordata; Aves; Psittaciformes; Psittacidae
Gene: PFDN2
Product: prefoldin subunit 2
Exons: 2
Coding region: 18-269 (83 amino acids)
Biological process (GO): protein folding
Cellular component (GO): prefoldin complex; cytoplasm
Molecular function (GO): protein folding chaperone
Source: RefSeq, a predicted model, not a curated record